CAAUGCUAGAGCUUUACAGCUUUAAUAAAACUAUUUGUUUUUUCUGGGGAGCUUUAAAUAAAAGAUAAAACAUUUUUUUUUCUUUUCCCAAAUUUCAUUUUUUUAAUAUCAACAUUUACUAGCUCUGCCAUUUAUUAAAUAUUUAAAUCACGUUUAUUGAAUUUCCAAGACGGACCUGAAUCAUUUUCUUAACCAUAAUUUAUACUUGAAUUUUUUCAAUUAAAAUAUUAAUUAUGAAUUAAAUUCGCAAUAUUAAAUUAUAUUCUUUUUCAAUUUUCUUUUUCUUUUUAUUUUUCCGAUUUUUCUACUUUAUUUUUUCUCCUUUUCCUGGAGAACCCUAAAAAAAUCCUCUUGCCUUGAUGAAAUUCUGCGAUCACACAAUUUUUUUCAUUUUUCCCCUGUAAUUUUUGCCAGGUUCAUGUUAACUUUUUCUGUUUCAUCAAAAAUUUCGCCAUCGAAUCUCUGUGCAGCGUCUGCAAUGGUGGAGUUUUAAUCCUCAAAGUUCUUCUUUUGUGUUUCACAGAGCAAGGCAGAUGGUAAAAGCUGUAUCAUUUAGCUGUUGAUCUUCAAUAAUUCAACUAGGGCCUUGAGUUUUUUUUUUUUUUGGUAUUUCUGUAGGACUCGAGUUGUUCUUUAUAUUUCUGCUCAUUGUCCUUAUUUAAAUUUGUUUAUGGAUCAAUUUAUGCAUGAAUUAGUUGUAGGUAAUUUUUUUGUUAUUUAAUGUAUUAGGGUUUUAGAGAUUUUUAUAGGGCUUUUGCUUGUUUGAUCUGUGAAUGGAGGCAAAAGAGGGAAUGAAUUUUGAGGUUGCAUUGAGGGGUGAGGAAGCUCCUGAUAGCUAUAGAAUUGUCUCUAGGGCUACUGAAAACCCUAGCCAACUACCCUGUCCCACAGUGGCCUUUCUGGUGGGCGUGGCGGCGACUCUGGCUCCGGGUACUGAGGUGGUAAAGAAAAAGAGGGGGAGGCCAAGAAAGAACAGUGCUGAUGGGACAGUGACGAUGGCCCUGUCUCCCAUGCCGAUAUCAUCAUCAAUUCCGCUCACCGGAGACUUGUCAUCGUUUCCACGUGGACGAGGGUGCCAUAUUGAUUCCAUAAAGAAGUCUCAUAAAUUUGAAUAUAAGACCUCAGGUGAUAAAAUUGCGUCCUUUUUUGGAGCAAAUUUCACACCCUUUGUUAUUACAGUCAAUGCGGGUGAGGAUGUUACAAUGAAGGUUAUGUCAUUUUUGUGGCAAGGUGCUCGUGCUAUAUGCAUUCUUUCUGCAAAUGGUACCAUUUCAAAUGUUACACUCUGUCAACCCACUUCUUUUGGGGGCACUCUAACAUAUGAGGGUUGUUUUGAGAUACUCUCUUUGUCUGGAUCGUACACGCCUAUUGAGAAUGGAGGUACAAAGAGUAGAUCUGGAGGAAUGAGCGUGUCUCUGGCUUGGCCAGAUGGUCGUGUUGUUGGGGGAGGACUUGCUGGUUUGUUGGUGGCAGCUGGGCCUGUGCAGGUUGUAGUGGCCAGUUUUCUACCAGGUCACCAGCAGGAGCAGAAACACAAAAAGCAGAGGAGUGAGCCCGCAGUAGCUGCCACCCCAAUCACCACAAAUGCUCUCUCUGUAAUUGCUGCAGAAGAAUCGAAAGGUGCCUAUGAUGGAAACUAUGGUGUAGUAAAGCCAAGUGUUGCACCCUCUUCAUCUUUCCAUGGAUACAGUCCAGCUUCUCUGAAUCAAUUACAAAUCUUUAGCAACUCAGCUGCUGACAAUAAGACAUCUUCUCCUGGAGAUGAUUCUGAAGGCCCAGGCCAAUCAAACAGUGAGGUUUCUUCGUGAUCAAGUUCAAACUGUAUACCCUUGUUGUAUCUUCAUUGUUUUUUAUGUAGAUUAACAGCAUUAGGUUAAGUUGUCCGGAAUAAGUAUAAACGUGUUGGCUAUUAUUAAGGACAAGAUAGGCUUUGAAUUGGAGAUAUAUUUGCCCGAGAGUUGUGCUAUUUCUGAUUAGCUUUAGGUAGGAUUUAUUUAGGAUUAUCCAGUGGCCGGCACUGCAGUGUACCAUCUAGUGUUGUCUGAUUUGUUAGUGUAACAUUUCUAGAUGUAUGAAAUUAACCUGAUGUUGUUUAUGCCUUACCA
Molecule: messenger RNA, 2105 nt
Organism: Tripterygium wilfordii
Lineage: Eukaryota; Viridiplantae; Streptophyta; Magnoliopsida; Celastrales; Celastraceae
Product: AT-hook motif nuclear-localized protein 6-like
Exons: 5
Coding region: 774-1808 (344 amino acids)
Molecular function (GO): minor groove of adenine-thymine-rich DNA binding
Source: RefSeq, a predicted model, not a curated record